Molecule: messenger RNA, 1398 nt
Organism: Coniophora puteana RWD-64-598 SS2
Lineage: Eukaryota; Fungi; Basidiomycota; Agaricomycetes; Boletales; Coniophoraceae
Exons: 2
Coding region: 6-1208 (400 amino acids)
Biological process (GO): sphingosine biosynthetic process
Cellular component (GO): cytoplasm; membrane; intracellular membrane-bounded organelle
Source: RefSeq, a predicted model, not a curated record
CUGGCAUGGCUGUCGUGGUCAUCUACAACCCAGCCUGUGGCGACCGCACAGCAGAUGCAUUCUUUGCUGACCAUGUCUUCCCCUUGCUCGAGGCUAACAACAUACAACCAGCGCUGACUGUCAGGACAGAGCGUGACGGUCACGCGGGCCAGGCCAUCGUCGACUUCCUUGAGACAUACGCUGGAGAGUCACUCGUCCAUGUCGUCCUCGGCUCCGGGGACGGCACACUGCACGAGAUCAUCAAUGCCCUCUCCUUUGUCACAUUCAAGGGCGACAGAGCCAACACGUCCCCGCCCUCGAUCGGCUUCUCGCUUGUCCCCUGUGGCACAGCCAACGCUCUCUAUGCGUCCCUCUUUCCAGCCAAGAAAGAGGACAAGAUUGCUUAUCGCCUCCAGUCCUUGCAUUCGUUCAUCGCGCGGGGACCCAUUCAAUCGCUCACGCUCUCAUUCUCUUCCCUGUCGUCCCCUCCCUCGUCCAAGCAGCGGCGCCCCAAAGUCGCCGUCUCCGCAGUCGUGACUUCCACAUCCCUCCACGCUUCCAUUCUUGAUGACUCAGAGAAGCUGCGAGAGAGCAUUCCAGGUCUCGAGAGGUUCAAAGUCGCUGCUGCACAAAACAUGAGCAGGUGGUACCACAGCUAUGCCAAGCUCUUGCCUCUCUCCAAGGAGGGCACCGUACAAAUUUAUGAUCCUCAAUCUAAUCAGUUUGUCACCCAUGACGACUCUGACGAGGACACUCCCUUUGUCGAUGUGUACGGUCCUUUUGCCUAUUUCCUAUCAACCGUCAACGUCGAUCGUCUUGAGCCAGAGUUCAGAAUUACACCCUUGACUUCCCAGAUACCCCCUCAGGAGCCCUCCCUGGAUGUCAUCAUGGUACGACCCGAGAGAGACCCCACCUUUACGGUGGAUAGCGAAGAGACAAGGGUAGCCUUUGCGAAAAAGACGAUGGCUGUCCUCAUGGAGGCGUACAAAGACGGCAAUCACGUCAACCUGCGGUACAACUCAUCCGGAGAAGUAAGCUCAACCUACGAUGGACCUACUGUGGUCGAAUACGUGCGCUGUGGAGGUUGGGAAUGGAUGCCGGACGAUACGGACGAGAAGGCACAUCUUCUCUGUUGCGAUGGAACGAUCUUCAACGUGCAGAAGGAGGGCAGGGUAGUCUGCCUCGCAGCGAGAGCGUCAGCCAAUGCUGGGUUCACGGUGCACGUUUAGGGAAUGCAUUGAGCGAGAAUGAUAUAUGGUCUAUUAGAUCCGUCCCCGUAGUCCAACCCUUACGCCCGCAGCAGCUUAGAGACGACAUCGCUAGAUACCUCGAAUACCUCGUCGAUCGUUCCCGUGCUCUGUAUCUAGAUAGUGACUGUACGUUAGUUUAGCAAAUGGAUGCUUACGCUAUAGAUGGCGG